This is a messenger RNA of Anoplopoma fimbria (sablefish), 890 nucleotides long. Its product is annotated as C-reactive protein-like. NCBI's taxonomy places the organism in Eukaryota, Metazoa, Chordata, Actinopteri, Perciformes, Anoplopomatidae. The transcript is spliced from 4 exons. The record is from RefSeq and is a predicted model, not a curated record. The coding region runs from base 29 to 745 and encodes 238 amino acids.
CUAUUUAAAGUCAAUACAUUACGAAACGAUGAGUUCAGGGAACAAAUCAUCUGCAGCAGAAGCCUUCACAGUUUGUUUGGACAAAAUGAGACUUUCAGCCUUCCUGUUCCUCGUCCCCACGCUGGUGGGCGCGAGCGUGAACGUGAGGACCCUGGUGUUCCCCUCUGCGACCAACACCGCUUACGUGGAGCUGGUCCCCCUGAAGCCCCUGAACCUGACGGCGUUCACUCUGUGCAUGCGCGUGGCCACGGAGCUCAGCGGGAGGCGCGAGGUCAUCCUGUUCGCCUACCGGACACCGAACUUUGACGAGCUGAACGUAUGGCGUGAGCUGGACGGAAGCUUGUCCUUCUACAUGAGCGGCAAUGGCGUUUUGUUCCAAGUGCCUCAGCUCGGCGCGCUGCAGACCCACCUGUGCGCCACCUGGGACUCGGGUUCGGGCGCGUCCGCCCUCUUCAUUGACGGGAGGAAGAGUGUCACCAAAAUCUACAAGAAGAACCACAUAGUGCAACCCGGCGGGACAGUCAUCGUGGGUCAGGACCCGGAUAGUUACCUGAGUGGCUUUGAUGCCAAGCAGAGCUUCGUCGGGGAGAUCGGCGACAUCAACAUGUGGGACUACGUCCUCUCGCAGAGCAACAUCCAAGACCUGUUCUCCGGGAAGUGGGUGGCGAAGGGAAACGUCUUCGACUGGGAAACCGCGGAGCUUAGAGUCAACGGGGAGGUGACGGUGGUUGAUAUUGAGCUGUAGCUCGAACACGACAUCUUGGAUUAAAGCAGGCAAUGUCAUAAUUUGAAGCAAUUAAAGGCUCUGCUCGGCCCCAUUACACCUGUUAUGACGUACAGUAUUGUAAGGCUGAUGAUUUGUUGAUUUAAUAAAAAUAUAUAGCAACUCA